Dama dama (fallow deer) is the source of this 1432-nucleotide messenger RNA. Its product is annotated as small ribosomal subunit protein uS10. Gene Ontology annotation, cellular component: cytosolic small ribosomal subunit; ribosome. The coding region runs from base 133 to 492 and encodes 119 amino acids. Gene Ontology annotation, biological process: translation. Lineage: Eukaryota; Metazoa; Chordata; Mammalia; Artiodactyla; Cervidae. Gene Ontology annotation, molecular function: structural constituent of ribosome; RNA binding. The record is from RefSeq and is a predicted model, not a curated record. The transcript has a single exon.
AUAAAUAAAUACCUCUUUGAGGAAGACGCGGUCGCCGCUGCAGCGGAGCUCAGUGCCGCCCGCUCUUGUUCCUGACUCACCGCUGUUCGCUCACGCCGAGGAACAAGUCGGUCAGGAAGCCGCGCCGCAGCCAUGGCCUUUAAAGACACCGGCAAGACUCCCGUGGAGCCAGAGGUGGCCAUUCACCGGAUUAGGAUCACCCUCACCAGCCGCAACGUGAAGUCUCUGGAGAAGGUGUGUGCUGACUUGAUCAGAGGCGCGAAGGAAAAGAAUCUCAAAGUGAAAGGACCAGUUCGGAUGCCUACCAAGACUCUGAGAAUAACUACAAGGAAAACUCCUUGUGGUGAAGGUUCUAAGACUUGGGAUCGAUUCCAAAUGAGGAUCCACAAGCGACUCAUUGACCUGCACAGCCCCUCUGAAAUUGUCAAGCAGAUCACUUCCAUCAGUAUUGAGCCAGGAGUCGAGGUGGAAGUCACCAUUGCCGAUGCCUAAAUCAAUCUUUUUAAUAAAUUGAUAAUCAGUUGUAAAAAUUAAAAUAAAUAAAUAAAUAAACAAAAAACCUCUUAAAUAAAGGGUAGAACUGUAAACACUUCAUCGUCUAGUAUAAUCACUAAAUCAGCGGCGUCAGCAUCACCUGGGAGACUGACAGACCCAAAGAGUAUCAGGUCCCACACCAGACCUACUGAUAUUAGAAUCUGCAUUUUAACAGGAUCUCCACGUGAUUCACAUGUACUAAAAUUUGAGACGCACUGAAGUCAAACAAAUAAGGGAUGGCAAGGCACCCAAAGACUAAUAAAAUUAAGAAAUCAUUAUCACCCUUAGGACUGAAGGAAAACAAAGGGAGGAAAUUGUGACACUGGAACUGGUGAAUCUAUUAAAAAAAAACAACAUUGAAUUGUUUACUUUAAAUGAGUAAAUUGUAUGAUAUGUGCAUGUACAGAUGUGAGAGUUGGACCAUAAAAAAGCCUGAGUGUUGUGGUGCUGGAGAGGACUCUUGAGAGUCCCUUAGACAGCAAGGAGACCAAAUCAGUCAAUCCCAAAGGAAAUCAACCUUGAAUAUUCAUUGGAAGGACUGAUGCCAAAGCUGAAGCUCCAAUACUCUGGCCACCUGAUGGGAAGAACUGACUCAUUGGAAAAGACCCUGAUGCUGAGAAAGAUUGAAGGCGGGAGGAGAAGGGGACAACAGAAGAUGAGAUGGUUGGAUGGCAUCACUGACUCAAUGGACAUGAGUUUGAGCAAACUCUGGGAGAUGGUGGAAGACAGAAGAGCCCGGCGUGCUGCAGUCUAUGUGGCCACAAAGAGUCAGACAUGACUUAGCGACUGAACAACAAUAAGAUGGCAUGUGAAUUGUAUUUUGAUAAAACUGUUGGGGAAAAAAACAAAAAAUACAUGAAAAACCUAUAUUCUGAAAUAAAAAUAUUAAAAAAAGCAA